AUGACACUGGGGUGUCUGGGGGGGUUCUGGGACCGGGGGGUCACCAGCGUCACUGCUCCUGGGGUCCUGAGCUCGGCUCUGGGCAGGGUUUGGAGGCACUGGGAGCAGCUGGGGCUCAGCCCCGGGGAGCUGUCACAGGGGGGGGGGGCUGGAUGGGAUCAUCCUCGUGUUUUUGGGGUCCUUGUGCCCCCCUUUUCACACCCUCCCUCCCCCGCAGUGCGCUACGGGCGCUUCGACCCCGAGGACCAGCGCAGCCGGCACUGCCCCUACCUGGACACCAUCAACAAGAGUGUCCUGGACUUUGACUUUGAGAAGCUCUGCUCCAUCUCCCUGUCCCACAUCAACGUCUACGCCUGCCUGGUCUGCGGGAAGUACUUCCAGGGCCGCGGGCUGAAGUCGCACGCCUACAUCCACAGCGUGCAGCUGAGCCACCACGUGUUCCUCAACCUGCACACGCUCAAGUUCUACUGCCUGCCCGACAACUACGAGAUCAUCGACUCCUCCCUCGAGGACAUCACGUACGUGCUGAAGCCCACCUUCACAGCCCAGCACAUCGCCCACCUGGACAAACAGGCCAAGCUGUCCCGGGCCUACGAUGGCACCACGUACCUGCCUGGCAUCGUGGGGCUCAACAACAUCAAGGCCAACGACUAUGCCAACGCUGUGCUGCAGGCCCUCUCCAACGUGCCUCCCCUGAGGAAUUACUUCCUGGAGGAGGAGAACUACCGGCACAUCCAGCGCCCGCCCGGGGACAUCAUGUUCCUGCUGGUGCAGCGCUUCGGGGAGCUCAUGAGGAAGCUCUGGAACCCCAGGAACUUCAAGGCACACGUGUCCCCCCACGAGAUGCUGCAGGCAGUGGUGCUGUGCAGCAAGAAGAACUUCCAGAUCACCAAGCAGGGGGAUGGGGUGGAGUUCCUGUCCUGGUUCCUGAACGCGCUGCACGCCGCGCUGGGCGGCACCAAGAGGAAGAAGAAGACCAUCGUCACCGACGUGUUCCAGGGCUCCAUGCGCAUCUUCACCAAGAAACUGCCACACCCUGACCUGCCCGCGGAGGAGAAGGCGCAGCUGCUGCAGAACAGCGAGUACCAGGAGCGCAUGGUGGAGUCCACCUUCCUGUACCUGACCCUGGACCUGCCCACGGCGCCGCUCUACAAGGACGAGAAGGAGCAGCUCAUCAUCCCCCAGGUGCCCCUGUUCAGCAUCCUGGCCAAGUUCAACGGCAGCACCGAGAAGGAGUACAAGACCUACAAGGAGAACUUCCUGAAGCGCUUCCAGCUCACACGCCUGCCCCCCUACCUCAUCUUCUGCAUCAAGCGCUUCACCAAGAACAACUUCUUCGUGGAGAAGAACCCCACCAUCGUCAACUUCCCCAUCACGAACGUGGACCUGCGGGAGUACCUGUCGGAGGAGGUGCAGGCCGCGCACUCCCACACCACCUACGACCUCAUCGCCAACAUCGUGCACGACGGGAAGCCCUCGGAGGGCUCCUACCGCAUCCACGUCCUGCACCACGGCACAGGGAAGUGGUACGAGCUGCAGGACCUGCAGGUGACCGACAUCCUGCCCCAGAUGAUCACCCUGUCCGAGGCCUACAUCCAGAUCUGGAAGCGACGCGAGGAGGAUGAGACGAACCAACAAGGCGCCUGAGAGCCUUGGGGACACCCAGAAAACCCCCUGGGGACACCCCCAGCUCCCCCUCGGGGGUAUCCCCACCCCCCUAGGGGUGCCCUUAGACCCCUUUAGGAGCAGCCCAAGCUCCCCCGUGGUCACCCAGAGACUCGCAGGGACACCUGAUGCCCACCUGGGGACACCCUCAGUCCCCCUGCAGGUGUGUGUGUCCCAGUAAAUGCCACCUGAUAUUUUUGUAGCUCA
This is a messenger RNA of Onychostruthus taczanowskii (white-rumped snowfinch), 1872 nucleotides long. RefSeq names its product ubiquitin specific peptidase 39 (gene USP39). The record is from RefSeq and is a predicted model, not a curated record. Gene Ontology annotation, biological process: protein deubiquitination; mRNA processing; spliceosomal complex assembly. NCBI's taxonomy places the organism in Eukaryota, Metazoa, Chordata, Aves, Passeriformes, Passeridae. The transcript has 11 exons. The coding region runs from base 1 to 1647 and encodes 548 amino acids. Gene Ontology annotation, molecular function: zinc ion binding; cysteine-type deubiquitinase activity.